GGAUGUAAACUGUGUGUGUGCGUGUGUGCUGUUACUUUGAUUGCCAAGCUUUAUUCUUCUUUCUCAACAUGCCUGCAGCAAUGCACAUCACUGUGCUGGUGUCCCUGUUUGCGGUGGCUGUUUGUGGAGGCAGUUCUGCUGUAGCCAUAACAACAGAGACAACAAGUGCUGCACAACCCACCAGUCUGACUGCAAAGAAUGUCCGUUUAUUUAGUCCAACAACCACCGGCAAUACACAACCUCCUCCAACAACGACACAGCACAUUAGCACAGCAUCCGAUUCAGAAAAAGCAACAUCAUCCUCUUCCACUUCCCCGCAAACACACAACGGGACACAGGCAACACAUUUCAGUGUCACUCCUCAUCAGACUGCAACGUCAAACCAGACGUCAAACCAGACAAUAUCCCACCAAUCGACACUCCCAUCGGCAUCAGACUCACCAAACGUCACUGCAACCACCACAGCAAACACGACCAGCCCAGGCCUUCCACAGGAGUGGGAAAAAGGAGAUUUGAAUGAAAAUCCUGGCCUUGUGGCCGUCCUUUGCAUCUUCUGUAUCGUCUUUGUCCUUGUCCUGGUGGUUACCACUGUGAGAUGUAUCGGAUCAUCGAGCAACAACUUUAAGAGGCUUGAGGACGUGCCGAUGAACAAAGUGAACGAGGAGUCCCCAUUUGCUCGGUACUCAAAAUGACGGAAGACGCUCCAUCAGACGCUGGAGGAGGAGUCUGCUGUCUGCUGUACAACUCAGACGAUUCUGGACAGAAAAAAAACAUGAUUUCUCUCUUCUGCUCUCAUUACUUAACAAAGAAACUUUGUCAUCAACAGUGGAGUAUUUCUGGUCAAUCUAUGACCUUUGACCUUUUUUUUGCUGCUUGUAAUUCUGGUGAUCGAAGCAGAGUCAAGACCGUUUCAGAUACUCUUCGAUUUAAGUACAAGUGCAUGUAAAAUAUAACUUGUAGUAAGUUAUUGAUCGCCAAUAAUUAUGUAUAAAUGUCUACCAAUUGCCUUUGACGUAAACUGUAGUAGAAAUCCUAAAAUCAGUUUUGGUUAAGAAGAAAUAAACUGAUUGUUUGAGCCUAAUUCCCGCAGGAAUAGUGAGGAAAAACAACUUAAUAGAAUUUUUAUGGCUAAGAAACAUUAAAACUGCCAACCAUGGAAACCACAUUUUUAUGUGUUUGGCAAAGCUGCUAUCAUUUAUUAAUUUUAAUUCUGUAAACAUACUCUCUCUGACCAAGACACAUUCUUCCUUAUACAAUCCAGAAUAAAUAUCCAGAAUAAAAUACUAUUUUGCUAUAGUAUAUAUGCUGCAUAUUUACACUUGGUAUAAUUCCAUGCAAAACCUUGUCUCGUCUAUGUGCAUUACACACACUUGCUGUUUUUUUGACAGUUUUCAAUUAAAUAAAAGCAAUAUUCCAAAAUCACGUUUUAGUUUUUAGAUUUUUAAUAUCACUGGUUAUUGUGAUUCUUAGUUCAGAACAACAUUGUAUUUGGUCA
Messenger RNA from Pungitius pungitius (ninespine stickleback), 1495 nucleotides. RefSeq lists its product as uncharacterized. Lineage: Eukaryota; Metazoa; Chordata; Actinopteri; Perciformes; Gasterosteidae. Bases 69 to 692 code for a protein of 207 amino acids. The record is from RefSeq and is a predicted model, not a curated record. The transcript is spliced from 4 exons.